UAAGCCGGAACUCAAGGUCAAGUCAGUCAACGCGUCAAAGUCAUCUUGUCCAGACGAAUGUUAAAACUUAAAACCGGAGAAAAGUUAAGACCGAAGCUGUUUGUCGCCAAUCCCCAAAUCCGAAAGCUAAGCAAGGAAAUGGCGAUCCCUUCCAGUUCUGCUUAUCUCUUCUUACUCUCCUUUUUCACCCUUUCUCUAUUCCUUGCCAUUUCCACUGCUGAAUCUGAAUCUGAAUUAGAACUGGUGGCCGAUCUCCUCGCCCUUCAGUCCGAAUCCAAAUCAGGAGUCAUCCACUUAGAUGACCGAACCAUCGCCAAAUUCUUAACCUCCCCCAAAACCCCUCGCCCUUACUCUAUCCUCAUCUUCUUCGACGCCACCCAACUCCACGAUAAAACCGAACUCCACCUCCGCGAGCUCCGCCAAGAGUUCGCCCUCGUCGCCUCUUCGUUCAUCACCAACCACAACAACUCCAACACCAAGCUCUUCUUCGCCGACAUCGAGUUCCGGGAAUCUCAAUCUUCUUUCCACCUCUUCGGCGUCAACUCCCUUCCCCACAUCCGCCUCGUCGGCCCCACCGCAAAAUCGUUGAAAGAUGAGUCGGAACAGAUGGACCAGGGCGAUUUUUCUCGAUUGGCUGAGUCAAUGGCCGAAUUCGUUGAGUCCAGAACUAAACUCACCGUGGGUCCCAUCCAUCGUCCUCCUAUUCUCUCGAAAACUCAAAUGGGUCUGAUCGUUGCCCUUUUGUUGAUCUCUUCUCCGUUCAUCGCUAAAAAGAUCUUCGCCGGGGAAACCCUCUUGCACGAUCCCAAGAUUUGGCUUUCCGGCGCCGUUUUUAUUUAUUUUUUCAGCGUUUCAGGUGCAAUGCAUAAUAUAAUAAGGAAAAUGCCGAUGUUUUUGGUGGAUAGGAACGAUCCCAACAAAUUGAUUUUCUUUUACCAAGGAUCGGGGAUGCAGCUUGGGGCGGAAGGAUUCGCGGUGGGUUUUCUUUAUACAAUAGUGGGAUUAUUGCUAGCUUUCGUUACCCAUUUGCUUGUUUAUGUUAAGAACGCGAAAGCCAAGCGUGUGGCCAUGGUUUUUGCGAUUUGCGUUUCUUUUUGGGCGGUGCAGAAAGUGAUUUUCUUGGACAAUUGGAAGACUGGAUAUGGGAUUCAUGGAUUCUGGCCUUCCAGUUGGAACUGAAGGCAUCAUCUUUUUUGUUUUUUUUUUAGGCUGCUAUAAUUCGAACUAUGGUUUCGAUUCAGUUGGGAAUUUGAUAUCAAUUUUAGAUGUUUUAAUGUACUUUGGGCAAAAUACUGAGCUUAUAGAACGUUAAUCUGUUAUAAGUUGACAUCCAUGAAAAAUCCAUUUCCUAAAA
This is a messenger RNA of Gossypium arboreum, 1354 nucleotides long. Its product is annotated as probable dolichyl-diphosphooligosaccharide--protein glycosyltransferase subunit 3B. Gene Ontology annotation, cellular component: oligosaccharyltransferase complex. NCBI's taxonomy places the organism in Eukaryota, Viridiplantae, Streptophyta, Magnoliopsida, Malvales, Malvaceae. The coding region runs from base 58 to 1179 and encodes 373 amino acids. The transcript has a single exon. The record is from RefSeq and is a predicted model, not a curated record.